Messenger RNA from Ostrinia furnacalis (Asian corn borer), 895 nucleotides. RefSeq lists its product as uncharacterized. The transcript has 4 exons. The record is from RefSeq and is a predicted model, not a curated record. The annotation marks the transcript as partial. Lineage: Eukaryota; Metazoa; Arthropoda; Insecta; Lepidoptera; Crambidae.
CGUCUACAGUGGCGAUUAUUCAAGACAAUCCGAGGCGCCAGUACCGGAUUAUUUCAUCAAAACCCUGAAAAGGGGCCUGCAGUUCAUAUUCGUGAUUAUAUUGCCCGAGCGUGGCGGAACGCUCGAGCCCGCGCAUGCUGGCGUGGCUGCCGGCGCUCGGCAGUCCAAAGGUCACAGCCGCGCUCGCGGUGGCUCAAGCACGUGGCGCGUGCCGUGCACGCUUCGCAUAGCUUCUACACGCUUCUUUCACUUCAUUUUCAUUGUGACGAGUUUGCCGAACGCGAGACCUUCGAACGAGCUUACUUUGGUGCCAUCGCAGCGGCUCAGGAGCUGCUGAGCAGACACGCGACGGUCGGGCCUGCUUCUGGGGCUGACUUCGCGUCGGUGCCAGGCUCGGAGGUGGCAAAAUUACAGAAGCGAAGUAAAUGGCGCAGAGAUGGCGGUCAACCACAAAUAGGAGAGAUGGUUCUGAUCAAAGAUGACCGCCUGCCCCCCAACCGAUGGCUGCUGGGUCGAGUCACUGCUGUCUUCCCCGGCGCCGACGGUGUCAACCGUGUGGCCCACGUCUACACUUCAUCAGGAACAAUGAGGAGAGCCUACAACAGGCUCUGCCCUUUACCAACAUUGGAACCAGACGUUCCAAGGGCGGCAGUAUGUUAAGGCGUCUGUGUCAGCGCGCACGCACACAGACGCAUCGCCGCGACCGGUUCGAGGAGCCCAAGCUGCAGAGCGGCGCGGCGCUGCCCGCCCCCCAUUCGGGUCUCAGAGCGCGACGCGGGCGCGUCGAGUUUGUGUCUAUUAUACCUAUCAAAUACCUACUUUCAUUGUAAACCCGCAUUACAUCGAAUAUUCAAGAUUCCUGCGUUUCAUUGCCUUCUGCUGCGAACUACUCACC